AUGCCGUUGGAACAGGCUCAGAAGUCCCCUGUGGGGACUCUGUCCAGUGAUACCGCCAACCCGUGGGCGGAUGAUGUAGUGGAAAGGCCCGACAGGAGCCAUUCUGUCUCUGAACAUCCUCCAGUCCAUGCUAGGGAACUAUUGCAGGGGUCGCCACUAGAUAGUAGAAGAGGCGAUCGCGUACCUUCGAUCGUCGUUGCAGGCACUCAGAGAAGGAUGGCUGCGAACGAAUGGCAAGAGGCAAACAACAGUGCGGAUUGGGAGCCACCUAUCCAACUCCAAUCCAACAACCCUUUUUUGAAAGCGAAACAAUCCGAUGAGAAUCCUUGGGGUCCGAAUAACCUACGAGCAUCACAAGGAGAUAAUUCAAGUGAUCGAUUGAGUCAGAGCGAAGGUUAUAUUCCAAUGACUGCGCGGUUGUCGCUUCUAGACCAGUCGGGAUCGGAGUCUCCAUGGGCUGAAGAACGCCCAGAGGCAGCUACACCGUCUCCCGCUUGGCAAAACAGUCGAACUGACUCUCAAAAUAUGUCAUCCAUGCCUCAUGCGGUCCGCGAAAAUGGCUCGACAUCUCCUUUCCAGACAUCAUCCAUAGGCAAUGAGCCUGGGUACUCUUCGCAAUAUCUGCAGCAAACAGAUCAUGGGUCGCUUGCUCCAGGGAGCGGCAUAGAAACUCCUUACGCGACUGAUUCUACCAUGACGACUCCAUCAUCACAUGAACUUAUCGAAGUCGAUGAGCCCUCUCACGCCAGCGCUGAGCCCACUUCACAGCUUCUAUCACAGAACACCUCAGCUGCACCUGCGCCACCAUUGCCGCAGCGCCCGAACGCAGAUGCAAAUCAGGCCCCACCACUACCAUUGAGAAACGCUGCAUUGUCCGAAUUAGAUGAACAGCAGCAGAACGAGAAGAGAUCCGAGACGUAUUCGAUCCGACAUGUCAACUGGACAGACCCCACCGGGAAAUUGCGAGAGUCUCCGGUCCUUGUCCAAAACAAAAACGGGCCAUGUCCGCUACUAGCCCUUGUCAACACGCUAGUACUGCGUGCGGAUCAGGACACACAGCCACCAAUUGUUAGAGCGCUGCGGACCAAAGAGCAGAUCUCUCUCGGUCUGUUGAUUGAGGCGUUGUUUGACGAAUUGACGACCCGCUUGGGGACUGAUGGUGAACUUCCGGAUAUCGAGGCGCUCAGUCGCUUCCUGACGAUGCUGCACACGGGAAUGAACGUCAACCCUCGACUUACUCUGGAAUCGGAUGACGCCCCAGGCACCUUCCAAAAUACAGACGACAUCCGGCUCUACGGGACUUUUGGCGUUCCUCUCGUGCACGGUUGGGUCGCAUCACCUGCAAGCGAAGCCGAUGGCGCACUGAAAAGGGUGGCACAAUACUAUGAAGAUGUCCAAUUACUGCCCUUCCGCAAACAGGAACUUGAAGAUCGUGUCUUCCGAGGGGAUACACUAACUUGGGACGAGGAACAAGCCAUGAAAGAUAUUCACGCAAUCGAGAGAUUUACUGAAAUUGAGAACGCGACUCAGUUGAGUCCAUUUGGGUUGGACCACCUGACCGAGAAAAUGCGUCCUGGAACUUUCUCAAUCUUGUUCCGCAACGAUCAUUUCUCGACUGUCUAUAAACAUCCUCAGCGGCAUCAGCUGUUUACCCUGGUCACCGAUGCCGGCUAUUCCAAUCACGCGGAAAUUGUCUGGGAGUGUCUCGUUGAUGUGAAUGGAUUCAACGCAGAGUUCUUUUCGGGCGAUUUUCGCCCCGUUGGUCAUGCUCCUUCCGGGACGGACCCAUCCGGGCCACGAAACUCCAGCAACAGAACAAACGUUCCUCCCGUCGCAAGUGAAGAUAGAACAAGUGCAUUGUCUCCUCAAGAGCAAGCCGAUGCUGACUACGCCUACGCACUUUCUCUUCAAUACCAGGAAGAAGAACGCCGGGAAAGAGAGAGCAAUAACCAGUCACGCGGUCAACGAGCUUCGGCCCCAAACCAUCCCUCAGGAGCUUCUUGGGGUUCAGGCUCGGCUCAUCAACGUUCGGCGAGUGUAGCAAACGGUAGCGGUAGUGGACGCACGUCGGAAGGCCGCUCGUCAAGGCACGGUCAAGGCCCUGGCGCCAGUAAUAACGCUGAAGAUCUCCCUCCGCCAUCCUACGAACAAGCGGCUACCAGUCCAGCACACUCACCACGAGACAAUUAUUACAAUGCUUUACCUCAGCAAGCUCGAUAUCAAAGACACUCGUUGGGACGGCGAGUAGCCCCAGGUACUGUCGCAGCAGGCCCAGGAGAUCGGGUCAAGGAUCGAAACAAAGACUGUGUGGUCAUGUAG
Aspergillus fischeri NRRL 181 is the source of this 2319-nucleotide messenger RNA. RefSeq names its product MINDY family deubiquitinase. Gene Ontology annotation, molecular function: K48-linked deubiquitinase activity; cysteine-type deubiquitinase activity; cysteine-type carboxypeptidase activity. Gene Ontology annotation, cellular component: cell periphery; cytosol. The transcript is spliced from 3 exons. Bases 1 to 2319 code for a protein of 772 amino acids. Gene Ontology annotation, biological process: protein K48-linked deubiquitination. The record is from RefSeq and is a predicted model, not a curated record. NCBI's taxonomy places the organism in Eukaryota, Fungi, Ascomycota, Eurotiomycetes, Eurotiales, Aspergillaceae.